Messenger RNA from Momordica charantia (bitter melon), 2194 nucleotides. RefSeq lists its product as uncharacterized. The record is from RefSeq and is a predicted model, not a curated record. Gene Ontology annotation, molecular function: protein binding. Lineage: Eukaryota; Viridiplantae; Streptophyta; Magnoliopsida; Cucurbitales; Cucurbitaceae.
UCCAGCUCUCGCUCUUUCGUCAUGCGUAUGAGCAUCUUAAAUCUAAGGCCUUCUGAUUCGCUUGGGUUCGAUUAUGUUCAAUUCUUCGGUAAUUUGAGGAGUAAUAUUUGUGCUCAAAGGAAGCUCACGCGUGUUAGUGUAGCCUAAGGUCCGGAAUAUUGAAAAUCUGGUCCAUGAUGGAGAAUAUGCAGUAUGCCGAGGAGCUUGUGAGGGAGUUCCUUGUGUUUAGGGGGUUUACAAGUACUCUUCAAGCUUAUGAGAGUGAGCUGAGCACAGAUAUCGGAAAAGGGUUUCAAGUGGAUAAGAUUUUAGAUUUAAUAUUCUCAAUAUAUAUUCCUAAAUUUGAGGCAGAAAAGUUGGUGGGGCUGCUAGUUUUUUUCAAGCAAUGCCUUGCUUCUUCAUCUGACAAUACACUUCUUUCAACCAUGUCAAAAUUGGAGGUUUCCAUCCUUCGUUACUAUAUGGUAUAUGCCAUACAAUCUGGAAGGCCAGACAAAGUUUUGGAGUUUCUUAAAAUAAAUGGCAACGAUCUACUGCAGAGGACUAGAGAUUGGACUCCAUGGUUUGCCGUGCCAUACUUAAAGAAUCCAAAGUUUGAUCCCAACUUUCAUGUCUAUUUUACAAAGGAGUGGUAUGAAGCGCUACAUGUUUCUGUAAGGAAUUUCUUCAGCGAAGUCUUCAAUGGUACUCGCAUUCCUGCCCUACUAAAGCUCAGUUCAGAGAAGAAUACAGUUAAUCAUCUUAAAAGAGAUAUCAAGCAGCUAAAUCUUAAAUUAGCACAACUUCAGGCUUUGUUAGAGGAGAAAGAGGCUCAUCUGUGCCACUUUAGAGGCUUAAUGAGCAGUUCUUCAAGUAUGGUGCACGACGAGAAUGUUCCUUCAUCAAGUGAUGCCCAGGAGACUUGUGCCUCUCCAGCUACACAAGUUGGGGAACCACGACUGGCUCGAGAUGGGGUUUUAGCAGGGUCUACUGCUUCAAAUGAAAACUCAAAUUCUUCAUUAACUCCUUGCAGCGGAGAUGUUGGUGAUCCUAGUCAUAGUUGUGAUGAUGGUCGUGAAAUGGAGAAUAGCGGAGAAGUGCAUGUACAAGAAGAAUUUCCUGAAGUGAAAGUAGAAUUUCAGGAGACAUUUUUGGGCCACACAAGUCCAAUCAGUCGUUGCCGUUUCUCUGCAUCUGGAACCAAUGUAGCAAGUGCUUCUUUGGAUGGAACAGUCAGGAUAUGGACAUACGACUCAUCCACUCCAUCAUCUAGAAAUGCAACAAUUUACUGUGGAGCAGAGAUUAUGUCACUCGAUUGGGAGUGUAAAUCUGAUCGCCUACUUCUAAUUGGUACUGCUGAUGCGGGCAUUAAAGCAUGGAAUGUUGAUGCUAAGAGAGUUGUGUGUGAUCUCAACACGACUGAUAUGUUCCCUAGUGUGUUGGAUAUCAAGUGCAGUCCUGUUGAAUCUAUUUUCGUGUCUGCAGCAGCAUCUAGAGGGCAUGGUUCAAGUUAUGUGGAUAGUAUGGGGUUUGCUUCCUUAACAGUAUGGAACAUGAGAACAUGGAAGGCACUGUCAGUCCUUCCUCUUGGUAAGGAUCCACCUGCAAUCACUUCAAUUUGCUUCAAUCAUAACGGAAAGAUUUUAGCGGCAGCUGCUACUGAUGGAAUGAUUCACAUGUUUGACAUGUCUGCUUGUCUACAAAUUACAGGGUGGCCUGCACAUGAUUCUGCCAUAAACUCGAUUCUUUUUGGGCCAGAUGAAACUAGCAUGUUUACCUUAGGGUCAGAUGGGAAGAUAUUUGAAUGGAGCUUGCAUAAUCAAGGUCAAGUUCUGUGGUCAAGAAAUAAUAGCAGAUUUUGUGAUCCCGAGAGCUCUCUAUCUUUGAGACAUGAAAUGGCUUUGGAUGCUAAUGGAAAGAGGCUCUUGGCAACAUCAAGUUCAGUGAGAGCACCCAUAUACCAGGUGGGGGGUCGAAUAGGUGGAUUGAAAACUCUUCCACACACCGCAGCGAUAACUACGGUGGAUUGGCACCCAACUUCGCCCGUGUUCUUGACUGGAUCUGCCGAUCACUCAGUUCGAGUUACUUCUAUUUCUUGAAGACAGUUUGUGUUUUUUGUGGUCUUGAAUCUUGAUUGCUUGGAGGUUUGUGAGUAAUUCUCAUGUUGUUCUGUGCAUGAUUCAAUCUUAAACGAGCUCAAUGCUGUCUCCUUAUA